Molecule: messenger RNA, 345 nt
Organism: Aspergillus chevalieri
Lineage: Eukaryota; Fungi; Ascomycota; Eurotiomycetes; Eurotiales; Aspergillaceae
Gene: SUI1
Product: translation initiation factor eIF1
Exons: 4
Coding region: 1-345 (114 amino acids)
Biological process (GO): translational initiation
Cellular component (GO): eukaryotic 43S preinitiation complex
Molecular function (GO): translation initiation factor activity; ribosomal small subunit binding; RNA binding
Source: RefSeq, a predicted model, not a curated record
AUGUCCAUCGAAAACCUCAAGACCUUCGACCCCUUCGCCGAAGCUGACGAAGAUACCGGCGAGACCAAGCAGUCUCAAAAUUAUAUCCAUAUACGGAUUCAACAGCGCAAUGGUCGUAAGACCUUGACUACGGUCCAGGGUCUUCCCAAGAAAUUCGAUCAGAAGAAGAUCUUGAAGGUGAUCAAGAAGAAGUUCGCUUGCAAUGGCACCAUCGUCACCGACACUGAGAUGGGUGAUGUGAUUCAAUUGCAGGGAGACCAGCGGAAAGAUGUUCAGGAGUUCUUGACCGACAAGAAGGAAGGUCUUGAGCUUGACGCCAAGACCAUCAAGGUCCAUGGGUUCUAG